Messenger RNA from Vicia faba (fava bean), 1266 nucleotides. The record is from the annotation of a GenBank genome assembly. Lineage: Eukaryota; Viridiplantae; Streptophyta; Magnoliopsida; Fabales; Fabaceae.
AUGGCGGGUGAUUCUCAGCAGAAUUGGGUAGUGAUGGUUACGGCUCAGACUCCCACCAACAUUGCUGUCAUCAAGUAUUGGGGUAAGCGAGAUGAAACCCUAAUCUUACCUGUCAAUGAUAGUAUCAGCGUCACUCUUGAUCCCACUCACCUUUGCACAACCACCACGGUUUCUGUUAGUCCCUCCUUUCAACAGGAUCGUAUGUGGCUCAACGGAAAGGAGAUUUCUCUUUCUGGGGGAAGAUUCCAGAGUUGUUUAAGGGAGAUUCGUGCCCGCGCUUGUGAUGUUGAGGAUGAUAAAAAGGGUGUUAAGAUCAGUAAAGAGGAUUGGAGCAAAUUUCAUGUACAUAUUGCUUCCUACAACAACUUCCCCACUGCGGCCGGAUUGGCUUCAUCAGCUGCGGGUUUUGCUUGUCUUGUUUAUGCCCUUGGGAAGCUAAUGAAUGUCAAAGAAGAUGAAAGCCAGCUAUCUGCUAUUGCAAGGCAAGGAUCAGGCAGUGCUUGUCGCAGCUUAUUUGGGGGAUUUGUCAAGUGGAUAAUGGGAAAAGAGAAGAAUGGAAGUGAUAGUCUUGCAGUUCAACUUGCUGAUGAAAAGCAUUGGGAUGAACUUGUUAUUGUUAUUGCCGUGGUUAGCUCUCGGCAAAAGGAAACAAGCAGCACCUCAGGAAUGCGUGAGUCUGUUGAAACAAGUUUGCUUUUACAGCACAGAGCAAAGGAAGUAGUGCCAAAGAGGAUACUGCAAAUGGAAGAAGCCAUUAGAAACCGUGAUUUUGCAUCUUUUUCACAACUCACCUGUACCGAUAGCAACCAGUUUCAUGCAGUCUGUCUGGAUACGUCUCCCCCUAUAUUUUACAUGAAUGAUACAUCCCAUAGGAUAAUCAGCAUUGUUGAAAAGUGGAACCGUUCAGAAGAAGCUCCCCAGGUAGCUUAUACGUUUGAUGCAGGGCCAAACGCGGUUCUAAUUGCACGUAACAGGAAAGCUGCUACCCUUUUGAUUCAGAGGCUGCUUUACUACUUCCCUCCAAACUCGGAUGACCUCGACAGUUACAUUAUCGGUGACAAGUCACUUGCCAAAGACGCUGGGAUCAACGGAAUACAGGACAUAGAAGGUUUGCCAGCACCCCCAGAAAUUAAAGAUAAUAUUCCAUCACAAAAGUACAAAGGGGAUGUCAGUUACUUUAUAUGCACCAGACCAGGAAAGGGACCUGUUCUGCUUACUGAUGACAGUCAAGCUCUUCUCAACAUUGAAAAUGGACUUCCCAAAUAA